CGGGCUGCUGAGGAACGCCUCAUUGUGUCGUUUGACCCGGAGUUGGCGCACCUCAUCCCCGGCUCUGUCUCCGCGUGAGCUCGCUCUCUUGGUGGAUUUAUUUGCACGAACCUCUCGGUGCUGGCUGGGAAAGGAUCCCCUUACCGGCUCGGUCCCGGUUUGAUUUUGGAAAUAAGCGGAGCGGCUGUGGAUUAAUGUGAAUGUUCCGGCUGAACGGACUGAGCCUCAACGGAGUCUUUGGAGAUUUGCAGAGAGAAAGAUUUAUAAACUCACAGGGACAAUCAGGAUUGAAACGGCCUUCCCUUCUUGGCUUUGGUAGCGUCUCGCUCAGUCACUGGUUCUGCUCCGACGCUGCCUGUGCUUGACACUCCCAUAUUCAAGGACAUCUGAGGGGGUUCACCCCCGCCUCUUGACUUGUUCUUCACGUCACUGUCGCCUCUGCAGCUGGAAGAGCCACAGAUGAGACACAGCAUAUUUUAAUACUCGGAUGUUCGCGAUGACCCACUGACACCGACCUCCUCCACCCUCCCUCGUUCUCAAGGUCUCAUGAAAAUGGCCCCGACCGGCUGGCUGUGGCUGUGGCGGCUGCCGUUGCUGCUAACGAUCCUCAAGCUUCGUUUGUGUUUUCUGUCUGUGUCGGCCUCAACCACAUCCUUCCCCAAAGACCUGGAGCCACUCCAUGUUGUCAGCUCGGAGCAGUCGUACCAGUAUCCAGGCUUUCAGGGUCUGCUGCAGGACAACGACACGCUGCGCCUGGGUCUGGACUUUCAGAGAAUGUUGAGGAUCAAUCACAUUCUUUACAUUGCAGCAAGGGAUCAUGUGUUUGCUGUGAACCUCACUACGGCAUCAGAGGAGUUUGUUCCACAGCUGAAGCUGACGUGGAGAUCCAAAGACGUCAGCAAGUGUACAGUCAGGGGAAAGAACAGCGAUGAGUGCUACAACUACGUCAAAGUUCUGGUACCUCGAAACGAUGAGACUUUGUUUGCUUGUGGUACUAAUGCCUUCAACCCAACCUGCCGGAACUACAAGAUGACCUCCUUGGAGCAGGUUGGGGAGGAAGUGGUGGGUCAGGCUCGCUGUCCGUUUGAGUCCAUUCAGUCCAAUGUUGGAUUGUUUGCUGGGGGAGAUUUCUAUUCGGCCACCAUGACGGACUUUCUAGCAAGCGAUGCUGUUAUCUACAGAAGCCUGGGCGAGGGCCGACCAGUUCUCAGGACCGUCAAGUAUGACUCCAAAUGGCUCCGAGAGCCUCAUUUCCUGCAUGCCAUCGACUAUGGUAACUAUGUCUACUUUUUCCUGAGUGAGAUCGCAGUGGAGUAUACAGCCUUGGGCAAGGUUGUGUUUUCUCGAGUCGCGCGUGUCUGUAAGAAUGAUAACGGAGGAUCACCCAGAGUUCUGGAAAGAUACUGGACUUCCUUCCUGAAGGCCCGGUUGAACUGUUCGGUUCCAGGAGACUCCUUCUUCUAUUUCGAUGUUCUUCAGUCUCUCACCAACGUGCUGCAGAUCAACCAGAGGCCAGCAGUCGUUGGAGUGUUUACCACUCAGUCCAACAGCAUACCAGGCUCAGCAGUUUGUGCCUUUUACAUGGACGACAUUGAGAAAGUCUUCAACGGGAAGUUCAAAGAGCAGAGAACCAGUGAUUCAUCCUGGACUCCAGUACCAGACGAACAAGUUCCCAGACCAAGACCAGGUACUUGUGCAGGCGACGGUCCGGCCUCAGACUACAAAUCUUCGGUUCAGUUCCCAGAUGAGAUGUUGACUUUCAUCAAAUCUUAUCCUCUGAUGGAUGAGGCCGUUCCCUCUGUCAACGACCGGCCCUGCUUCACACGGACAUCGAGCAGGUCCAAGUUGACCCAGAUUGUGGUGGAUGUUUCAGCCGGUCCCCUUAAGGACAGAACAGUCAUGUUCUUGGGCUCAGACGAUGGCCGUGUCCUGAAAGUUCUGGCUAGCACACAUCCCAAUGACAGCUUUGGAUCCAAACUCCUGGAGGACAUCGAUGUUUAUAACCCCUCCAAGUGCAAUGUUCAGGGUCAGGAGGACAGGAGGGUUCUGGGACUGGAGUUGGACAAGGACCAUCAUGCACUGUUUGUUGCUUUUACCAGCUGUGUAAUCAGAGUACCACUCAGUCGCUGCACCCAACAUGGAGCCUGUAAAAACGCCUGCCUGGCCUCCCGUGACCCUUACUGCAUCUGGCUUCGCACCGGGACAUGCGCCAACAUGGCACCAGGCUUCAAGGCCGGGUUCGAACAGGAUAUAGAGGGCGACCACUCGUUUUACCCCGACAACUGUCACACUGAUGUGUUGGCCACAACACGAAACCAGGAAUCAGCAGCUGACUCUGCCUACGGUGUUCGUCGUCCUCCUGAGCUGGAUCAGCGUGCCAGCGCCAACGUCCACUACACCCUGCUGAUCGCCUGCGUGUUCGUGGCAUUCUUUCUGGGAGCCAUCCUAUCGGGUUUCCUGGUGUCUUGUUACUGCAGCCGCAGCGCAGCUCACCGAGCCCACAGGCUAGGGAAGGACCCCGAAGCAUCACUGCCGCACGCUCUGUCGCUACGAUCGCUCGCCAAGCUGAACGGGCUUCUGGAUGGGCAGCCGAAGGAUGACAAACUGGAUGUGUCCACGCCAAAAAUGUACAGCUCCUUCAUCCCUAACGGGCGGGCCGAGCCGCACCUCCACACCCCUGGACAUCAGGGCCUGCAGCUGGGAGACCCUGACCUCAACCUCUCACAGUCUCUUUCUCAGGGUGAUGGAGAACUCUCUGGCUUGCCGACGCCUGACUCCACCCCAGAACUCCCUUUCAGGAACAUGAAGGGUUUGCGACAUCAUCAGUAUGAGAAGAACCAAAACUGCAACAACGCCAAGGAUAACAACCCCAAGUCAGGUCCCAGCUGCUCCAAAUCCAACCAGGGCUUCAUGGCUGUGGUUGGGAAUUCUUUGAGCCAGCAAGUGUUUCCCUUUUCUCACCACAACGGUGGCGGUUUGAGCAACGGGGCAGCACAUGGGGCAGGCGCCUCGUCAACUUCACUGCACCUCCUUGAGGACAGGAAAAUUCCCAAUGAUGAGCGAGCUGCCACCGCCGCCACAGCAGCUGCAGGAGGAGGAGUGGGUGGAGCUCCACAUCACCACCACUCCCAGCAGUCCCUACCCCAGACAGUGGUGGACGUGUCUGCACUGGAUGAGCUGCUCAAACACAUCCACGAGGUCAGCGCAUCAGGAACUGGCGGAAUCAAGGUCCUCACGUCUACCUCGUCGUCCUCGCUGUUCCCUGGACCGUCCUCUUCAGGAGGAGGACAUCAAAGUGGUCACCAUCACCACCAUCAUCAUCAAAAUCAACACAACCACACUCGAACACAUCACUACAACCACAGCCAUCAUCACAGCAACCAUCACAACAACAACAGCAGCAGCAGCAGCAGCCACCAUCACCAGCAGCAGCAGAUUCCGGAGACAGAACCAACUUCCUAUUACAGCACCUCCACACUGCCGAGGGAUGGCGUCCCCAAACGCUUGGAUUCAGCUCCUCAAAACUCCACCUCGUCCUCUGCCACGUCUUCGUCUUCAUCCUCCUCUUCAAACAACCCCACCUCCUCCACCUCCAUCCCUUCUUCGUCCUCUUCCUCUUCCUCCACUCCGCUCCAACAGCAGGUGAUCCCGGAGCGGCCUGGAGGGAGCGAUGUCCCCGUAGCGCGUCACCAGUCCCAGCGCCACUCCCUCAUCAAGAUGGGUGCAGCAGGUGGCGCUGUGCCCCGCCAUCACAGCUUCAACCAACGGGGGACACACGCACACUUUCUGGCCAGAAUGAAUACAAACAACAACAGCAGUAGCAGCAACAACAACCGACCCCCAGGUCCAGCCGCGGCGGCAAAUACAAACACCAGCAACAACAAUGAGAGUCAACGGGUGUCUGUCGCUAGUGCCUGUCUUACACGGCAACACAGUUACAGCGAAGGGCCGCAUGCGCAGCGGGCGGCAAUAGUCCGAAGAACGGUGUCCCUGAAGCCACAGAUCCCACCAAAACCGCUUUUUCUGCCAAAUACAGCAACGUCUGCAGUAACGGAGGCAGGAAAGUACAACUACUAAAACUGCAGGUGGACAAGAUGCCACCCAAACAUGGCUGCAAUACUCCCCACAAAGAAAAUAACUGAAAUGCCGGCUGGGGCCGUGCAAAGGGACAAAAUGAGCACCGAUGGGCCAAAAAGACAAGAGAGACCUCAGUCCUCUUGAUUCCUUAUCACAGCCUUUCAGUUGUACUUAUCGUCAUGCUGUUGACGGCGGGCCAUCUGUUGUCUCUCUGAGGCACAAUUGAGACAGACCUGCUUCUUUGCAGGGCAGGAUUCCUUGUGGAGACUCGCUCUUCACAGCAAAUGUGGAUCAAAACCAGUUCAGACAGGAAACGUCUGAGAAACAUUCCAGAAGCAGGGCGAAAGGUGUUAAUGAUUCAAAAGGAGUCCCCAAGGCUCGAGGUGGCCUGGAAAAAUUCCUGAUUAAUGCAGUUUUCUUACGAGAGCUUUGAUCUAAUGUCCCCAGUCGCUGCACCUUGGAACGGGGCCUGGAUUUCAAUUGCAAAUAUUUAAAAAGCAGGGAAUUGGACAAAUGCAGACCUGAGAUGAACUGAGUCUGGAACCGUUGCACCACUUUGAGUCCAAGGAUGGAAAAGCUUUCUGCAGAAGCAAGUCAUAGAAAAGUCAGAAAAAAUCAUCUGCUUAGCAGAUCUGCUUUUUCUGACUCUUAAUUAAUACAAUUUCAAGAAAUGUUCACUGUCUGAAAAAAGUAGAGUCCAUUUGUUCAAAGCCAAGACUUGAAAAUAGUUUUAUUGACAAAAACAGAGGAAGAGGGAAGUUACGGUCUACGCGAGAUCACAUUAAAGUGUUAUAAUUCAGCAGUCAGGAGAUCCAGAUCAGAGUAUUUACCCCCAUAUUAACACAGAAACCAGAUUAAUGCUGCUUUCAUUGAUAUCAGAAAAAAUAAAUAUGGAGGUCUAGUCGACGAUUAAGAAAAGAUUUCUGAUCAACCAUUUCAGCACAUUGCUAAUUAAUGCUUUCAUUAAACUUGGCACUCAUCAUUUUCAUCCUUCAUGGGUUCAAAUUACUUAAUUGGCUCAAGUGAAUAAUUAAUCUCUCAAAUUAUUAAAUGUCUGUCUUCUGCAUCUUUACUCUUGAGCAGUUUUACAUCUGCAGCAUUUGCAGGAUAUGUUUCCACUCAAAGGUUCUGUGAAGUCAAGCAGUUAAAGUGCUGGCUGCUAUUUUCAGACUUUGAUUUGAGAAAUGAGGAAUAUUAGUUUAUCAGAAAUGUUUUCUCAUCACCAGCUGAUCACAGGAGGAUCUUAGCAAUGAGAGUUCACCCAAAUAACGACUCACUUACCUCCACUGCAUUGGUUUCCGAAGUGUUGAAGUCUGCUUGCCAGCAUCUGCAAUUUAGUUCUGAAAUAUGUUUGAGAAUGGGAAUAUAAUCAAUUGUACACAUGUUUGUUAAUCUUGAGGCAAGUAUACUCAAAUCUAAUAUAUGGAAAAUAUAAAGACCUGACUGUGAUGCUGGAGAUUGUUCUUUAGGUUGUUUCAGAUUCUUUAUUUUGGGGGAAAUAAAAGUCUGCACCAUAUGAUGUUGCCUUCCUGGAGCUCAAAAGGACCUGCAUGACAACUUGUAUACAUUUAACUCAAAACUAUUUGUUCACAUGUAACAUCAGUGUUUUCUCAAAUAAAUUGAUAUCAGAUAC
This is a messenger RNA of Xiphophorus hellerii (green swordtail), 5710 nucleotides long. RefSeq names its product semaphorin-6D-like. The transcript has 23 exons. Gene Ontology annotation, biological process: axon guidance; neural crest cell migration; positive regulation of cell migration. NCBI's taxonomy places the organism in Eukaryota, Metazoa, Chordata, Actinopteri, Cyprinodontiformes, Poeciliidae. Gene Ontology annotation, molecular function: chemorepellent activity; semaphorin receptor binding. Gene Ontology annotation, cellular component: plasma membrane. The coding region runs from base 547 to 4077 and encodes 1176 amino acids. The record is from RefSeq and is a predicted model, not a curated record.